Messenger RNA from Didymodactylos carnosus, 2632 nucleotides. NCBI's taxonomy places the organism in Eukaryota, Metazoa, Rotifera, Eurotatoria, Philodinida, Philodinidae. The record is from the annotation of a GenBank genome assembly.
UUCAAGGGUCUUUUGCCCAUAGAUUCUAUAUAGUGACCUAGCAAAAACUAUAAAAAGGAUUUGGAUCCCUAUUGCUUCAUUCAAAAGUUAUGAAUUUUUCUAUUGUUCCGAUACAGUGCAUUACAUAAAACGUUGAAAAAUUCAUAACUCACGAGGGAACAUUCUUAACUGAUAAAUCGCUUUUUGAUCGAAAUCUAGUGGGUUAUAGAUUAUCGGCCAUGCUGAUUCCGAAUAUGAUCAUGGGAGUUCCCCUAAGCUGUUCGAAGAUCCGUUUUUCUGGAAAACUAGUUUUUCCGACACUCUGAAGAAUAAUACAAACCUUCCUUAAUAACACAUGAUUGUACGCCGCAAAUUUUUGAGACAUCUUCCAGCUCCACAUGACCUUUUUUUGCAAAGUUAUAGAAUUUACAAGAAAAGCCCUAAAUGUUCAUUGUCAGCUCCAAGCUACAGAAAUAAUUUUUUCAACCUAAUAAGUAAAAUAAAUUUUAUGAAUAAAUGAAAUAAAUUUUUCAACGUUUUAUGUAAUGCACUGUAUCGGAACAAUAGAAAAAUUCAUAACUUUUGAAUGAAGCAAUAGGGAUCCAAAUCCUUUUAUGGUUUUUGCUAGGUCACUAUAUAGAAUCUAUGGGCAAAAGACCCUUGAAAUCGGAGGUUGACAUCUGAACAGAUCCCUUCGUUAGCGGUUAUAUUGUUCAUCAUCUACUUCAGAUGUAUUUUGUUCAAACUGUGGCGGCGACAGGUUAUAUAAUAGCCCUAGAUAAAUUGAUUGUGAUUUAGUUGCUUGGAUCAUCUGUCCUACAUCAUACCCACUACGUUGUGGCGUGCAACAUAGAACUGUAAAAUUGAUGACUGGUAGCGAUACAAAAGAUGUUGUCAGAAGAGCUAUAGCCAGGACCGCAAUUAUCAGGAGAGUGCGUAUCCCCAGAAUAUUAUUUGUAAAAGGUGUUGUUAUUUUAACGACUAUUCCCUGCACAAACUAUUUUUGACCAAUUUUACACUACCUCAGAGCGAAAAUUCUUUUUACACCCUCUAACAUUUGACUCCUGUUUGCGGCCCUGGCUAUAGCUCCAGCUUAUCAGCCGGAGAAAAGAUAUCGAGCUAUUAAAACUACUUGCCAGCACUCUAUACAGGUAACGGUAGCCCCAAUAUAGGGUGAUUUUCCUCUUUAACUUCAAAAUGAUUAGUAAUAUAGAUAACUCCAAUCACAAUGUUUGCUUUUGAAUGAAAGUGAAAAAACAUGGCGUAAAUCUACUCUGGUAGAUAUAACCUAGUUUUAGCUAUAAAUGCGAAAGUAAAAGGGUUGUGGCUCAUUCAAAACUCAAACAAAUCGCUUGAAAUUUUCACAAUAUGAUUGGAUGAUUACAUUAAAUGCUUUCUUUAUUUGCUCAAAACGCUUAAAGUAUCGUCUUUUCCAAGAAGAUUCUUGGACAAUCAUAAAAAGGCAAUUAUCGUCAUUCAAAUAGGCAUAUUCUGAAAUUUUCAAUUGAUUUGAUUGGAUUGUGAAUAAACUGAGACGGUUCUAUCAGAGCUAGGAUAGUCUAGUCAUCUGACUGCUUUAGAAAGUAUUUUUUGGUACUAUCAGCUUCUUGGCUGAUUUGUGAAACGACCUCGGUCUAACAUGACCGACUUCAAAAUGUUUGGAUUCAGUUGAAAUUUUCACAAAUUCUGACUUGCACUUCUCUACUUUAUGCUCUCACUCACACGUGCACAACUAUAAUUAGGUUACCUUUAUGAGAAAAAGCUAACGCUGUAUUAUUCCACUUUUAUUCAAAGCAGUCAUUAUGAUUAGAGCAGAAUAGUUCAUAACCUGUAUUUCUAGUCAUUUUGAAGCUACCAAACGUCACAAUAAUAGCUUCUUAGUUUCUAGGAAAAACUGAGCUUACGUUCAAAUCAUCAUAGAUAAAAGGGCUCAACCAUCAAUGUGUAGAGGACACUCUGAGAGCUAUUGUCCACAUAGAAACAUAGAGCCAAAUCUAGAAACGUUUUAUUUGUUGAUCCGAUUUUCUAAAGAUGCUUGCGAUACAUUACUUUUACCACAAUUUUUUCACCUGACUUUUUUUAUUGAAAAAACAAUGAGUCAGAGUUUUGAUUGGGAAAUGGUUAAAAUUUCUACUGUUCAUCUGUUUUCUUUAUGAAAUGCUAUUUCAGAGAUGUUCGAAUCCAUUCAUAUUUAAAGUAAAGUUGUAAAGUAGAGUUAAAAAGUAUGUGAGGCUUCUUCUCACAAUUACAAAGAAAUAGCAAAUGUUUUUGACAUAAUAAUUUUAAUCAAAUUUAACCUUCAUUGUCAAAUGCACAUUUUCUCUUUUAUUUAUUUUAGUCAAUAACAGUUUAUUCUGAAAGUAUAACGACAAAUUUAGAUUCUUCUGCCAGUGAUGAUGGUGAUGAAAAGAAUCUAUUCCUGAGUGAUCAACAACAAAGUGAGCAAGACAAUCCGUUAUUGCUUUCCUUUGAUGAUUAUCAUGAAUACCAACAAAAACGUCAACGUCCAUUAUUAGGACGGUCAUUGCAAUACGACACGUAUGAAGAUGACAGUGAUAAUUCAUAUGAAAAACGACAUAAACGACCGUUAAUGGGUAGAGAUACACAUAAUUCAUUUAAGUAUUUAAAACGGACAAGACCUUUAAUGGGUUAA